GUCAAAGUCCAAGGGACACGAAGCGAAAGAAACACAGGGAUCCUACCGACACCGUGCGCCCAGCGAGUCUCCGUCCCCAGCAGCGAGCGCGUUCGAAUCCCGUUCCUGCCGUGCUUCUCCUCCUCCGCCGUCUCGGAGCUGUUUUUCUCCCUCCGUCCGUCCGUUCGUCCCCGCCGCUGCUUUUGGAGACACGUGCCCGCGGCCGUGGUGGAGAUACUUCGACCUUCUCGGAUCUCGACCGCCCUCUGCUCCCUAGCGGACCGAGCAGCGCCCCGACCGACAUGGCUUACCUGCGCCUCGUGAGUCUCUUAACGUUGAUAUCGACGCAAACGGUCGACUCGUCCGGUGUAUUCGAACUGAAAGUGCACUCGUUCAGCAGCGCCCGCAGCGUCUGCCGGAGCUCCCGCGGCUGUCAGAUGUUUUUCCGAGUGUGUCUCAAGCACUCCCAGGACGUGAUCUCCCCCGAGCCGCCGUGCACCUACGGCACGGGACUCACCGAGGUGCUGCGCGCCGACCCUAGCGCCGUGUCCGCGAGCGCGCCCAUCAGGGUCCCGUUCCACUUCAAGUGGCCGGGCACAUUCUCACUCAUCAUUGAAGCCUGGAAUGCCGAAUCCCCUUAUCAGUCCACAGAGAACCAGAACAAUCUGAUCAGCCGCUUAGCAACUCGAAGGAGACUUGCUGUAGGAGAAGACUGGUCUCAGGAUGUGCAUCUUGGAGACCAAAGCGAGCUGCGCUAUUCCUAUCACGUUGUUUGCGAUGAGCAUUACUAUGGCGACAGCUGCUCUGACUACUGCAGACCCCGUAAUGAUACUUUUGGACAUUAUACCUGUGACACAGCAGGCAACAGGGCCUGUUUGACUGGCUGGAGAGGCGACUACUGCUCCAACCCCAUCUGCUCGUCUGGCUGCAGCGACGAGCACGGUUAUUGCGAGUCCCCCGGCGAGUGCAAGUGCCGCCUGGGGUGGCAGGGCCUCUUGUGCGACGAGUGCGUCCGCUAUCCCGGCUGCUUGCACGGCACCUGCUCGCACCCGUGGCAGUGCAACUGCAAGGAAGGCUGGGGAGGUCUGUUUUGCAACCAGGACCUGAACUACUGCACGAACCACAAGCCCUGCAGGAACGAUGCUACCUGCACCAACACCGGGCAGGGCAGUUACACGUGCGCUUGUCGCCCUGGCUUCAGUGGCAACAACUGUGAAAUGGAGACAAACGAAUGUGACAGCAACCCCUGCAAGAAUGGAGGCAGCUGUAAUGACAUGGAGAACGAUUAUUCGUGCACGUGCCCCCAGGGCUUCUAUGGAAAGAACUGUGAAAUAAGUGCCAUGACUUGUGCUGAUGGGCCCUGUUUCAAUGGGGGUACCUGCUCGGAGAAGAUAACUGGUGGGUACUCAUGUCGCUGCCCGCUGGGCUACAUGGGCUCGAACUGUGAGAAGAAAAUCGACCGCUGCAGCAACAACCCUUGUGCAAAUGGUGGUCAGUGCCUUGACCUGAGCCACAGCCUUAUGUGUCGUUGCCGAGCCGGCUUUACAGGUUCCCGCUGUGAGGUCAACAGUGACGACUGUGCCCGCAACCCCUGCCGCAACGCCGGCACCUGUGUGGAUGGUAUCAAUGACUAUACCUGCAUUUGUACCUUGGGCUACACAGGCAAAAACUGCAGCGUGCGAGCUGAUGCAUGUAGUGCCUACCCUUGCCAGAACGGUGGCACAUGCUUUACCCACUUCACCGGUCCCGUCUGCCAGUGUCGCUCUGGGUUCAUGGGUUCCCGCUGUGAAUUCAGUCUCAGACCUACAGUGAACCCCACGUCCCCGUUAGUGAACAGGACCUUUCCAUUGGCCCUCGCGGUCUCCUUUGCCCUCGGCCUCAUCACUCUGACGUUGGUGGUGUGUGCUGCAGUCCUUGUAUUGCGCCAGAUGAAGAAGAGCCACAGCAGCUUGGGUACAUCUGUACGCAAUGACCUGGAUAACAUCAACAACCGUGGCCCGACCUUCACCAGAGAGAAGGAGGCCUUCCUCAUUCCGGGUGGUCACUACAAAGUCUCCAACAAGGAUGCCGAGCUCAGCUCCUCCGAAUGCGCCAACGACAAAAGCAGCUACAUGCAUAAGCGGGUGGACUACAACCUAGCAGAGGCAGAGCGUCACUCCAAAUCUAAGCUUGACUUAAAGAAAUCUGAUUCCAGUAUACUGGUUCCCGCAAUAAGCUUUCCAAAAGAAGGUCUGUAUCAUCCGGUCUAUAUUAUCCCUGAACAGAUGGAACAGUGCGUCUUUGCUACUGAGGUAAGCAACUCUGUGCUCUUCCUUUCAUUUCAGAGCAACACGUAUUCACCGCUGUGCAUAUACCUACCUCUUGCGCUCGUGACAAGGCGGAUUUUAAAGUUGUGGGAACACUAUUAUACGCAUGGUCUGAAAUGUAUAGAGCGAGUGGAGCUUGGGGUGUACAGAGGGAUGUCAAAGCUGCAGGCCGAUGGAAUUUUUCCAUGCAACGAUAUGAAAUAGUUUCAUAUUUUGUAGAACCUACAAAUAUCGUGGAGGCAACAGUAUCCAUUUCAGACAAUGUUUAGCGUAGCGUUCCCUCAGCUUGACGUCAGCACUCGUUCCUUCCCACAGGUUUAACAACAGUGUUCCAAAAUCUGGAGGACCUCAUCUACAAGGGCAUUGUCCUAAGAUGUUUACAUUCUUUCAAAACUUCUGGAAUGAUUCAAGAGAGUAUAUAUUAUAUCCAUCUAUAUUUUUUAUUUAAUAUUUAUUCAUGCUGCUCAUUGUUAAAAAGGACUACUUCUGGAAAUGGACAAUGUUCUGAGGAGAACAAAUUGGUGUGGAAGAAGAGGGGAGGACAGCAGGAAUUCUGGCCGGAAUUAUUUGCACUACUUUUCUUUCCAUUUUUUUCAAAGUCUGGGGGAAAAAGCGACACGAGAAAUGACAUUCCAUACAAGACACGA
Scleropages formosus (Asian bonytongue) is the source of this 2932-nucleotide messenger RNA. It is a transcript of the gene dlc, whose product is annotated as deltaC. The coding region runs from base 282 to 2489 and encodes 735 amino acids. Gene Ontology annotation, molecular function: calcium ion binding. The record is from RefSeq and is a predicted model, not a curated record. NCBI's taxonomy places the organism in Eukaryota, Metazoa, Chordata, Actinopteri, Osteoglossiformes, Osteoglossidae. Gene Ontology annotation, cellular component: membrane. Gene Ontology annotation, biological process: cell communication; multicellular organism development; Notch signaling pathway. The transcript is spliced from 8 exons.